Mustela lutreola (European mink) is the source of this 1557-nucleotide messenger RNA. It is a transcript of the gene CFP, whose product is annotated as complement factor properdin. The record is from RefSeq and is a predicted model, not a curated record. NCBI's taxonomy places the organism in Eukaryota, Metazoa, Chordata, Mammalia, Carnivora, Mustelidae. The transcript has 9 exons. The coding region runs from base 94 to 1491 and encodes 465 amino acids.
CUCCUGGUCCAGUUCCUCUUUGCCACGGAUCCCAGAGCCAGGUCAGUCUGUACAAAGCCAGGCCUCCUCCCCGGUAGGGUGGCAGUGCUCAACAUGGGCAUCCGGGGACACGUUCCUCAGCUGCUGCUGCUGCUGCUCAUCCUGCUGCCGGCCACAGACUCAGCCACCGUAUUCUGCUACACCGAGUAUGAGGAGUCCUCCGGCAUGUGCAAGGGCCUCCUGGGGGGAGGUGUCAGUGUGAAAGACUGCUGUCUCAACCCUGCCUAUGGCUUCCAGGAGCCUGGCAGCAAGCUUUGUCAGGCAUGCAGGCUCCCACGAUGGUCCCAGUGGUCUGCAUGGGCCCCCUGCUCGGUGACCUGCACCGAGGGAUCCCAGUUGCGGCACCGGCGCUGCAUAGGCCACGGUGGGCAGUGUGCUGAGAAGGUGGAGCCUGGAACCCUGGAGUGGCAGCUGCAGGCCUGCGAGGACCAGCCGUGCUGUCCUGAGAUGGGUGGCUGGUCCAACUGGGAGCCCUGGACGCCUUGCUCUGUCACCUGUUCCAAAGGGACCCGGACCCGUCAGCGAGCAUGUAAUCAACCUGCUCCCAAGUGUGGGGGCCACUGCCCAGGAACGCCACAGGAGUCUGAGGCCUGUGAUACUGAGCAGGUCUGCCCCAUACAUGGGGCAUGGGCCGCUUGGGGUCCCUGGGGCCCCUGCUCAGGGUCCUGCAAUGGCGGACCCAAAGCGCCUACCCAGAGACGAAGCCGCACGUGUUCUGCACCUGAGCCCUCCAAGGAGCCUCCUGGGAAGCCAUGCCCAGGGUCGGAGCACGACACCCGGCCCUGCUCCAGCCUGCCACCCUGCCCAGUGGCUGGGGGCUGGGGGGCAUGGGGCCCCAUAUCCUCCUGCCCUGUGACCUGUGGCCUGGGUCAGACCCUGGAAAGCCGGAAGUGUGAUCACCCUGCGCCCCAGCAUGGGGGCCUCCCCUGUGCUGGUGAGAACACUCGAACCCACAUCUGCAACACAGCCGUGUCCUGCCCUGUGGAUGGAGAGUGGACCUCCUGGGAGGAGUGGAGCCCCUGCACCCGUAGGAGCGUAGGCAGUAUAAGCUGUAUGGAGAUCCCAGGCCAGCAGUCACGCUCGAGGAGCUGCAAGGGCCGUGAUUUUGGUGGCCGGCGGUGCCCCGGGGAACAGCAAGACAUCCGUCAUUGCUAUGACAUCCAGCGCUGUAGAUUGAAAGGCUCGUGGUCGGAGUGGAGUUCUUGGGGACUGUGCAUGCCUCCGUGUGGACCCAACCCCGUUCGCACCCGCCAGCGCCGCUGCACGGCCGAGCUCCCCAAAUUCGCGCCCACCAUUACCGUGGUCGAAGGUCAGGGUGAGAAGAACAUGACCUUCUGGGGGACACCAUUUCCGCGGUGCGAACCUCUGCAGGGACAGAGGUUGGUGGUGGAGGAGGAACGGCCAUGUCUACACGUGCCUGCCUGCCAAGAUCCUGCGGAUGAGAAGCUCUAACACCUCCCUCUCCCACUCUGAAACCCUGCCCUCCCAGACCUCAAUAAAUGGGCCACUUCCCCAGGA